This is a messenger RNA of Cyanistes caeruleus (blue tit), 1040 nucleotides long. It is a transcript of the gene SERF1A, whose product is annotated as small EDRK-rich factor 1A. The record is from RefSeq and is a predicted model, not a curated record. NCBI's taxonomy places the organism in Eukaryota, Metazoa, Chordata, Aves, Passeriformes, Paridae.
CAGCCAAUAACUGCGCCGUAGUCGCCUGUAACGCUCCUGCAGCUCCUCAGCCGCGUAGCCCUCGCUUCAGCCGGUUCUCAGCAGCCCUCCAAGCGCCCGCUUUGCCCCCGAGCCCAGGCGGUUACACCAAGCGCCCCCGCACCUCCCCCCUCACCGCCGGGCCAGGGCGGACGCACGGCAGGAACCUCGCCAGACUCCCGCCCCCGGGGCAUCAGGCAGCGGCGCGCAUCCCGCUGAUUGGGGCGGGUCUGCGCAGCGCCGUGACAUCAGCGACCAAGGAGGUGCCAUAAGGGGCAGCGGCGGCGGGCGGCGCCUCAGACAGCUCCGGUGGUGGGAGAGGUGUGCGGUGCUGUUGGGCAGGUGCUGGCGCUAGCGGUGCUGCGCGGCCUGAGCGUCUCGCCAUGACCCGUGGGAACCAGCGUGAACUUGCCCGUCAAAAGAACCUGAAGAAAACUCAGGAGAUCCACAAAGGAAAAAGGAAAGAAGAUAGCUUGUCUGCUUCUCAGAGGAAACAGAGGGACUCUGAAAUCAUGCAGCAAAAGCAAAAAGCAGCUAAUGAAAGGAAGUCUCUGCAGGCAGGAGCAAAAUGAGCUGCCGCUAUGGAGAAUAUAGAGUGCACCAGUGAAGCAGGACCUAGAAGAUCAUUCAUAAAAGUGUCCGGCCAUUAAGUGAUUAAACUUUUAUUGUGCAGAGUUGUUCAACUAGCAUUAGUUAGAGUAUUUUCUGGUUACUAUAGGCCUAGUUGUCUACAGUGCUCUUUCAAAACUGACUACACUCUUCUGCAUGUGUAUGAAUAAAAGUACCAAGCAAUAGCUUCAUUCUAGCUUUUGCUGCAUUUGUUAGUUUUACGUAGUGGUUCCAGUAACAGAAUUUCUGAAUCUACAGUUAGACCAGAUUUGGUUGCCCAAAUUCUUGAAAGUACAGCUUCAUUCAGAAUGGAACACACUUGUAAAAUGUGCUUAACCUUGCAGAGGUCUGAACUGUAAAUCUCAAAGUAUUUUUACAAUAAAAUGUUGCAUGAAAUACUGUCUAAUCUGAAA